This is a messenger RNA of Staurois parvus, 855 nucleotides long. Lineage: Eukaryota; Metazoa; Chordata; Amphibia; Anura; Ranidae. The record is from the annotation of a GenBank genome assembly.
AUGGCUGAGGCUGGAGGAGAGGACAAGGAGCUGGAGGAUCUGCUGGACAGUGCACUGGAUGAUUUUGAGAAGACCAGCCAACCACCUCCGUCCUCAGACAAAACUACAAAACCCUCCGGUCCCGAAAGGCCGCCUGAGGAUGCUGCCAAGGAUCCCCUGUUGGCGUCUCAGGAGAAGUUCUUCCAGGAGCUGUUCAGCAGCGAGUUGGCAGCCCAGGCCUCAGAGGAAUUUGAGAAAGCCAUGAAGGAGCUGGCUGAGGAGGAACCUCAUCUGGUGGAGCAGUUCCAAAAGCUGUCGGAGGUCGCUGGAAAAGUGGGAAGCGAUGAAACCUCCCAGCAAGAGUUUACUUCCUGCCUGAAAGAGACACUGUCCGGACUGGCCAAGAAUGCCAACGACUUGCAGAACCCCAGCCUAUCAGAGGAGGAAUUGGCUCGGGCAAUGGAAGGUCUCUCAGUGGACGACGCGGAUGGAGACGGAAAUAUCUUACCGUUGAUGCAGAAUAUUAUGCAGAGCCUGCUGACCAAAGAAGUCUUGUAUCCGUCCCUCAAAGAGAUCACAGACAAGUACCCAGAAUGGCUGCAGACGCACCGCGAAUCUCUGCCCCCUGAGGAGUACCAGAAAUACCAGGAGCAGCACAACCUCAUGAGCAGGAUCUGCCAGACAUUUGAGUCCGAGCAGCCAGGUGAAGAGGCAGCCAGGUUCGAGACGGUCAUGGACCUCAUGCAGCAGCUUCAAGAAUUGGGACACCCACCUAAAGAACUGGCUGGAGAGUCUCCCCCCGGCUUGAAUUUCGAUCUCGACGGAUUGAACCUGAAUUCCAACAGCGCCAGUGCAGAGCAGUGCUCGAUCAUGUGA